Phytophthora nicotianae INRA-310 is the source of this 1638-nucleotide messenger RNA. Its product is annotated as 40S ribosomal protein S6. NCBI's taxonomy places the organism in Eukaryota, Oomycota, Peronosporomycetes, Peronosporales, Peronosporaceae. The transcript is spliced from 2 exons. Gene Ontology annotation, molecular function: structural constituent of ribosome. The record is from RefSeq and is a predicted model, not a curated record. Gene Ontology annotation, biological process: translation. The coding region runs from base 1 to 1638 and encodes 545 amino acids. Gene Ontology annotation, cellular component: ribosome.
AUGCAAAGGAAACAGACGACCGACACACACAGAGGCAGGUCCAACGGCCGUGCCCGUCUUCUGCUCUCCAAGGGCAAGUCGUGCUACCGUCCUCGCCGCAAGGGUGAGCGCAAGCGCAAGUCGGUGCGCGGCUGCAUCGUCGGCCCGGACCUUUCGGUGCUUAACCUGGUGGUCGUCAAGGCCGGCGAGGCUGACGUCCCCGGCCUCACUGACGUGCAGAUCCCGCGUCGUCUUGGCCCCAAGCGUGCCUCGAACAUCCGCAAGUUGUUCAACCUGACCAAGGAGGACGACGUGCGCAAACACGAGCUCCGUUGCCGUCUCCUGUACAGUGAAGAAUACUCUGCGAUGGAGGGUGCAGAGGCAGUGGGAAAUGACGCUGCCCCACCACAUCCCAGCCCUGAAGUGAUCGUCAUCAGUGACGACGACGUGAGUGAAGAUAAUGAGGAAGUUCCGAUCACCAACGACUUGAAGCCAUUCUCGUGGACUGAUGUGGCAGACAGACUGUUGACGCUGGCCAAGAAUCGCGAGCUGCGCGACGACCAACAAGCACUGGGAACACUGCUGCACGAUCUCGGCAUUCCGCCAUCAAUUGUGGUGCGGCGUUCACUGCGAGCAACGAGCGAGAAGUUAGGAGAGCUACUGACGCUAUUACAUGGACACGAUCGACGGUUCCGGGCAAGUGAAGAUCUGGUAAUGGUAGUGUGCGAGGUGCUGAGUUUAGCACAAACCGCGCCAUACCAGACACAGGCGAAGCAAGAGCACUGGAAGGAGGAAAGCGCUCUCGUAGCUGGUGACAACUACGCUAUCGAUCAGUUGUAUCAGCUAAUGGAUCAUUGGCAGUCACUUGUCGUAGAACUUGCACGCUUCAGCGAAUACAGAGCGUGUGUAGUGGGUGUUAUCAUGUCAAGGUUGGAAAAGAUGAGUGCUCACUGCGCACGCGAGAUUGAGAACAUCCAAGAUGCAAUGGUGAAGUAUGAAAAUGAAAUGCAGAGUGCAGCAGAGAGGUUUGUAGCAAUUAUGGCCGAUUGCCGGGCUGAAACAGAGAAGCAGUGGUUUGACGCUGACGAGCUGGAGUUGAGAGUGUUUGAAGAUACGUACAACAAGACCAGUGACGAGCAGUCCACAUAUUACGAGAACUGCAAGGCACUCAAUUCUUUGGAACACCGUGCACUUGAAUUGGAAUUACGGCGAAAUUUUUUUCAGGCCGCACUAACGCAAGUGUGUGUUACUACGCAGCUAGUGGCUGCUCACGACAACGACGAGCUUUUGGAAACGACUACAGGAGAGCGGAUCAACGCACUGGGCAGCGAUAUAUUAGAAAAUAUGGAUAAUUUCUGCGAAGCCCUGAAAGCCAUCACGGCACUCAACAUACAUGGGCAGAGUGAUCUCGUUGGAUCAUCACAAGAAGUGGAUUUUGCGAGGUCUACCGAGCAGGAGCAUCGUCCAGAACUCUUACGUUUUGCGAAGCAUCUCGAACAAUUUUGGCUCAUUCACCAAAACUGGUUGCCACCAAUGCUGCUGGAUGUGGUCAUCGAAAGAUUUGAUAUGCUAUCCGAGUCGAAUGGGCAUUCAACUUGUCCUGUAGCCAACGCUAUAUCCCGAGUUUGUGGCAGCCUUCGAGCAGGUUACUCGAAAUAG